Onychomys torridus (southern grasshopper mouse) is the source of this 3803-nucleotide messenger RNA. RefSeq names its product neuroligin 3 (gene Nlgn3). Gene Ontology annotation, cellular component: synapse; cell surface; postsynaptic specialization membrane. The coding region runs from base 345 to 2891 and encodes 848 amino acids. The transcript has 8 exons. Lineage: Eukaryota; Metazoa; Chordata; Mammalia; Rodentia; Cricetidae. Gene Ontology annotation, molecular function: signaling receptor activity; neurexin family protein binding. Gene Ontology annotation, biological process: postsynaptic membrane assembly; chemical synaptic transmission; modulation of chemical synaptic transmission. The record is from RefSeq and is a predicted model, not a curated record.
GGCACGCGCAGCGCGCCCCCUCGGUGCGCGGGCACAGCAGCAAGGCUGCCGGAGAGCUGAUCUCGGGGAUUCGGGUGCGGAGCCCUUGGCCUGGAGGCGAUAUGGGUGGUCCGUGGCCGGGUUCAGUCGUUUGCAGCCGCCUGGGGAACAGGCCUGUCUGGCCCUAAGGGAGCCCUCUCUCGAAGUGCUUGGACGACUCGCUCUCUGCAUUGCUGGGCACCUGUAGGUGUCCCUCGAGAGCUCAGUUUUGAGGUUCAAGUCAGUGUGGCCAUGAAGGGGCUGCCUAUUGGGCUGAUGCUGUGACCCCGGAGUCUGCCUCUCCUGCCAGUACCCCUGCCCGGAACAUGUGGCUGCAGCUUGGCCUGCCCUCGCUGUCCCUGAGCCCCACGCCCACAGUUGGCCGGAGUCUGUGCCUCACGCUGUGGUUCCUCAGUUUGGUGCUGAGGGCCAGUACCCAGGCCCCAGCACCCACAGUCAAUACUCACUUUGGGAAGCUAAGGGGUGCCAGAGUACCAUUGCCCAGUGAGAUCCUGGGUCCUGUGGACCAGUACCUGGGGGUACCCUACGCAGCUCCCCCGAUCGGCGAGAAACGUUUCCUGCCCCCGGAACCACCCCCAUCCUGGUCGGGCAUCCGGAACGCCACACACUUUCCUCCAGUGUGCCCCCAGAACAUCCACACAGCUGUCCCCGAAGUUAUGCUGCCAGUCUGGUUCACUGCCAACUUGGAUAUCGUCGCUACUUACAUCCAGGAGCCCAAUGAAGACUGUCUCUACUUGAAUGUCUAUGUGCCCACGGAAGAUGUAAAGCGGAUUUCCAAGGAAUGCGCCCGAAAGCCCAACAAGAAAAUUUGUAGGAAAGGAGGAUCCGGCGCUAAGAAACAGGGCGAGGACUUAGCGGAUAAUGACGGGGAUGAAGAUGAAGACAUCCGGGACAGUGGAGCUAAGCCUGUCAUGGUCUACAUCCACGGAGGUUCUUACAUGGAAGGGACAGGCAACAUGAUUGAUGGCAGCGUUCUUGCAAGUUAUGGCAACGUUAUCGUCAUCACCCUCAACUAUCGGGUCGGGGUGCUAGGUUUCCUGAGCACUGGGGAUCAGGCUGCUAAGGGCAACUAUGGGCUCCUUGACCAAAUCCAGGCCCUGCGCUGGGUGAGUGAGAAUAUUGCCUUCUUUGGAGGAGACCCCCGUCGAAUCACUGUCUUUGGCUCGGGCAUUGGUGCAUCCUGUGUUAGCCUCCUCACACUGUCUCAUCAUUCUGAGGGGCUUUUCCAGAGGGCCAUCAUCCAAAGUGGCUCUGCUCUAUCUAGCUGGGCUGUGAACUACCAACCAGUGAAGUACACCAGUUUGCUGGCAGACAAAGUGGGCUGUAACGUGCUGGACACCGUGGAUAUGGUGGAUUGUCUUCGACAAAAGAGCGCCAAGGAGCUGGUAGAACAGGACAUUCAGCCAGCCCGCUACCAUGUGGCCUUUGGCCCUGUGAUUGAUGGUGAUGUCAUUCCUGAUGACCCUGAGAUCCUUAUGGAACAGGGAGAGUUCCUCAAUUAUGAUAUCAUGCUAGGUGUCAACCAGGGUGAGGGUCUCAAGUUUGUAGAAGGGGUGGUGGACCCUGAGGAUGGUGUCUCUGGCACUGACUUUGACUACUCUGUCUCCAAUUUUGUGGACAAUCUGUAUGGCUAUCCUGAGGGUAAGGACACCUUGCGGGAGACCAUCAAGUUUAUGUACACAGACUGGGCAGAUCGUGACAACCCUGAGACCCGCCGUAAAACACUGGUGGCACUCUUCACUGACCACCAGUGGGUGGAACCUUCAGUGGUGACAGCUGAUCUGCACGCCCGAUAUGGCUCGCCUACCUACUUCUACGCCUUCUACCAUCACUGCCAGAGCCUCAUGAAGCCCGCGUGGUCAGAUGCAGCUCAUGGGGAUGAAGUGCCCUAUGUUUUUGGUGUCCCUAUGGUAGGUCCCACUGACCUUUUCCCCUGCAACUUCUCCAAGAAUGAUGUUAUGCUCAGCGCUGUUGUUAUGACCUAUUGGACCAACUUUGCCAAGACCGGGGAUCCCAACAAGCCGGUACCCCAGGAUACCAAGUUCAUUCACACCAAGGCCAACCGCUUUGAGGAAGUGGCCUGGUCCAAAUACAAUCCCCGGGACCAGCUCUACCUUCACAUCGGGCUGAAACCAAGGGUUCGUGAUCAUUACCGAGCCACCAAGGUAGCAUUUUGGAAACACCUGGUGCCCCACCUGUACAACCUGCAUGACAUGUUCCACUAUACAUCCACGACCACCAAAGUGCCGCCCCCGGACACCACCCACAGCUCUCAUAUCACUCGCAGACCCAAUGGCAAGACCUGGAGCACCAAGAGGCCAGCCAUCUCACCUGCCUACAGCAAUGAGAAUGCCCCUGGGUCCUGGAACGGGGACCAGGAUGCAGGGCCACUCCUGGUCGAGAACCCUCGAGACUACUCCACGGAACUAAGUGUCACCAUUGCUGUGGGGGCCUCCCUCCUGUUUCUCAAUGUGUUGGCCUUUGCUGCCCUUUAUUACCGUAAGGACAAACGGCGCCAGGAGCCCCUGCGGCAGCCUAGUCCCCAGAGGGGAACUGGUGCCCCUGAAUUGGGAACUGCUCCAGAAGAGGAGCUGGCAGCAUUACAGUUGGGUCCCACUCACCAUGAAUGUGAGGCUGGCCCACCCCAUGACACGUUGCGCCUCACAGCAUUGCCCGACUACACCUUGACCCUGCGGCGCUCCCCUGAUGACAUCCCACUCAUGACCCCCAACACCAUCACUAUGAUUCCCAACUCCCUGGUUGGGCUGCAGACCUUGCACCCCUAUAACACCUUUGCCGCAGGGUUCAACAGUACUGGGCUGCCCCACUCACACUCCACUACCCGCGUAUAGCUCUAGCCCAGAGCACAACCCAUCUCCCAGCUCCCUCCCUCCCUCCCAGACCUACAAACACACAUGCACACAUACACAUAUAUGUACACGCACGCACCCACACCCUACAGCAGACCCAUCUGCACAAACACAGACAGAUGUGGACAUGCACCCGCAUGUACAAAAACACAAAUCCAGAAGUAAACCUGAACAGGCCCUUCAAAUGGGGGACACAUAUGAGUCCUUGGUACCAAGGGCCUAUGGAACAGCAGCUUGGAGCCAGCUCCCUGACCGUGACCAGACAGACACUCCUGGGGCCCUGGAAGCCACAGCCGGACACCCCCUUGGUGCUUGCCUUCUCGGAACUGCACCUUCUACCAGCUGCAGACUCGGGAGCUUUAAAGAGCAAGAUAGCUCUUCCUCCCCCAGACUUGGUCUUUUCUCUGGGUCUUGUUUUGUUGAUUUUUUUUUUAAUGGAACCAAUGUUUUUCCAGCCCAUUGAAUGCUAAGCAGCUCUGGAAGGGAGGGUUCUAAGAUCAGGAUUCUCUGGUUUGGGGACUCCCAGUGUUCAUACAACCAGACCAAGGAAAAGGACCCUCCAAGACAGUAACAGAUGGGAACAAGACUAUGGGGAGGAAGAGGCUAGCAAUGGAUGGGGUUGGAGGGCCAUCAAGGACAGAGCACCAACUGGCUCUGUGUCCCCAUAGACGACUGCAGCAUCACCCUGGCUAGACCAGGGGAGCCUAGGUUUGGUAAACUAAGUACUGUGGAGGCCAGGACCUUAUUGGGCCUCUGGGUAUAUAAUCUGGGUUCUGCCUCUGCCCUUGGGGAAAUGAUAUCAGAAGUUUGCCCCAUUUUAUUUACAGUCUCUUGGUGUCUGUCAUUUCUCUUUCAAAACAGCGGUGUUUUGGGUUUUUGUUUUGGUUUUGUUUU